AAUUAAUUACAUCUGUUGUGCAUUGGCGCAUAUACUGAAACGUGUAUUUUAUAAUUGUUUCAGCCCCGUUAGAUAUACAUCGGCUUCGUCAUGCCCCGUGAGAUCAAAGAUAUCAAGGACUUCCUGCUUAAGGCCCGAAGGAAAGAUGCCAAAUCUGUGAAAAUAAAGAAAAACCCGGAGAAUGUAAAAUUCAAGGUUCGCUGUUCACGAUUCCUGUACACAUUGGUCAUCACAGACAAGGAGAAGGCUGAUAAAUUAAAGCAAAGUCUACCACCAGGUCUACAGGUAAAGGAGGUCAAGUGAUGGAAAACUUACAGUAAUAAAUAAAAACAAAAAUCAA
Messenger RNA from Hyposmocoma kahamanoa, 340 nucleotides. RefSeq names its product 60S ribosomal protein L38 (gene RpL38). The transcript has 4 exons. Gene Ontology annotation, molecular function: structural constituent of ribosome. NCBI's taxonomy places the organism in Eukaryota, Metazoa, Arthropoda, Insecta, Lepidoptera, Cosmopterigidae. Gene Ontology annotation, biological process: protein-RNA complex assembly; translation. Bases 91 to 303 code for a protein of 70 amino acids. Gene Ontology annotation, cellular component: cytosolic large ribosomal subunit; ribosome. The record is from RefSeq and is a predicted model, not a curated record.